ACGAAGAGAUCUUUCCCCUCCGUUGUCAGAAAACAACACAUGGGAAUGGAAGUUUAAAACGUGUUUGUUCGACUCAACCAUAGACAUUACCACUAGUUAUGCAGACACUGUCAGCCAAACAAUUGGAACGUAAAGAACGCAAGAAACAAAAACUAGCCGCUUUGGCCAACUUGAUCAAAUCCAACGACAAGGACAGAAAGGAACAAAUUGACGAAGAAACUAUGACUAGGGCUGAUAAGGAAAUUGCAGCUGGCCAAACAAAUGGUACAGAGGAAGGUGAUGCUGAUGGCUUUACCAAGGUAACACAUAAAAAGAGUAAAAAGAAAGCACAGACCAAUAACGAUGAAGAGCCAGCCAUGAAAAAAUCAAAACAAGAAAACGGGGACAGUGUAAACGAGGAAGCUGAAAAGGUUAACUUAACUGAGGAUCAAUACAAACAACUGCAGAAAGAACUGCGCGAGAGAAAACGGGCAUUGGAAAGUGUCCCAUAUUUUAGGCUGCGUGAAUCUGGAGAAAAGGCACUGCUGAGCUAUGGAGACAACGAAAGACGGCCUAUCUUUCUGACAGAUAUCCAGCAUCUGGUAAUGUCAGCAUUGCUGGGCAAAAAAUCACCAUGCAAACCAGAACGCUGGUGUUUUUUCGACAAGCCAGAAAAAGUAUCCCACACUGUAGUUCUCUGCCUGGAUGGUCUCUCACUGUUUCACUAUCUAUCCAAUAAGGAUAAAUUUGAGAAGAUCGAUAGUAUUUUUGAAACCAGCUUAGAUGUUCUUAUGCCACCAAACACUAAAGAAGAUGGUUUCUUAAUGGCUGAGGAAUUGGUGCAAGUACCGAUGACGAACGUGCAGGCCUAUAAUUUUGUGGAAAAAUAUGGCUCUCUGGAAGCUGCCAUAGCGCUGAACAAAGAUCCGACUUUAGUUAUUAAAUCGAUUUUUCCUGUGGAAAACUCUGAAGUGGACAAAGAAGCAAAUGACUUACAUCCGGAUGAUAAAUUUCCAAGAACUAAGCUUCUGCUAUCGGCAUUGCAAAUGGUGGAAGAAGGCUAUCCAUUGCCGCUGCGAGGGGAACUUAGCAAACAGUUCCGAACUUACGUACUUACCAAGAAAAAAUAUGCUCCCGUAACAAAUCGCAGUCCACUUUUUGGUGUCGAUUGUGAAAUGUGUCACACAACAAGUGGCGUCAAUGAACUGACCCGAAUUUCAAUCGUUAAUGAAAAGUAUGAAACUGUCUACGAGUCAAUGGUGCGGCCAGAUAAUAAAAUCAUAGAUUAUCUAACACAAUAUUCGGGUAUUACCGAGGAAAUGAUGAAGUCAGUUACAAAACAACUCAACCAAGUUCAAAAAGAAGUUUGCGAGAUUCUUCCGGAUGAUGCAAUUCUAGUGGGUCACUCUUUGAAUUUCGAUUUGAAUGCCAUGAAAAUGAUGCAUCCCUAUGUUAUUGACACUAGUAUCUGUUUCAAUUUAACGGGUGGCAGAGCUAAAUCUAAACUUAAAAAACUUGCCUUGGAAUUUCUCAAGGAAAAUAUUCAAGAAGGUAUGGGUGGUCACGAUUCGACGGAAGAUUCAAUAUCAUGUUUGAAGUUACUCAAAUUAAAGUUAGCCAACAGUUUGGAAUUUGGUGAUGAACAUUUGUUGCAAAAAAAGAGACUGCAAGAAAUAAUGAUGGCCGCCAGUGGUGAGGCUGUACGAAACAACAUGUUGGCCCAUGCCUCAAAACGGGAUAAACGCACUGCCAUAAUAACGAGCAAACCAUUGCCAAACAUUGUAAAAGAAUUACUUCAAAAAGCUGAGGAAGCCUUCCCCAAUGAGUCGACCAAGGUUGUGACAGUUGAUGAGGUCAAUUCCAACAAAGAUGCUGUGCGAAAGUGCCGAGAGAUUCAACUGGAAAAUGCCCUCACAAUAUGUAAUCUUCGUAUAGCACCAGAAGAUUUACUUAGUGCCACAUUUGAAGAUACCGUUGAAAAAAUCAACAAAUGGGUUUCGAAAAUCUGGAAGUCCAUGGCCCACAAAGGUCUGCUUGUACUAUUAAUGGGUGGUGCCAAAGAUUGUUCUUCUGGCGUUGCCAAAAUAUGUAUAAAGAAAAAUAAAGCUGAAGUUGCUGCUGAACACGAGUUGUCGGUGUAAGAUAAAAUAAAUCCCUUUGACUUUUGUGUACUAUGUUAUAUGAUUUAUGUUUAAGAACUAUAGAAAAUAAUUACAAAUCCAGAUCACAGUACCUUUUUGUAAAAUGUACAGGAGUUUAUAGGAGGCAUAAACGGAAAUAAAAUAUUUCGUUUUGUUAAUAUACAUUUGGCAAAGAAUACAUUUUGCAUGAAAUUUCGAAAA
Musca domestica (house fly) is the source of this 2321-nucleotide messenger RNA. RefSeq lists its product as uncharacterized. NCBI's taxonomy places the organism in Eukaryota, Metazoa, Arthropoda, Insecta, Diptera, Muscidae. Gene Ontology annotation, molecular function: exonuclease activity; nucleic acid binding. The transcript is spliced from 3 exons. Bases 99 to 2120 code for a protein of 673 amino acids. Gene Ontology annotation, cellular component: nucleus. The record is from RefSeq and is a predicted model, not a curated record.